This is a messenger RNA of Musa acuminata AAA Group (dessert banana), 1971 nucleotides long. RefSeq lists its product as uncharacterized. The record is from RefSeq and is a predicted model, not a curated record. The coding region runs from base 557 to 1732 and encodes 391 amino acids. The transcript has 12 exons. NCBI's taxonomy places the organism in Eukaryota, Viridiplantae, Streptophyta, Magnoliopsida, Zingiberales, Musaceae. Gene Ontology annotation, molecular function: protein binding.
CCUUUAAGGGCUUUCUAUCGUUUCCGAGUGUCAUAAUCCAAGAAUUUGGCAAAGCUCUAAUUGCUUUGAUGAACUUUGCAAUCAACUCGAGGGUCUCGGACGGCAGCGGAGAGAGGGCCUCGGACGGCAGCGGAGAGCUCUGAUCCUCACCUCACGUCACCUCACCUCACCUCGAGCUCAAACUCCCCACCAUCAUUCGGUAAAGAUGCUGUGAAGCUGAUGUGCUCAUUUUUCAGGUAGAGGCUCUGCUUCUUCUCAACCACCAUCUAUCCUGCAAGUUCCUGAACCUUCUCCGCGAAAAGGGACUAGAUCGGCUCCCAUUACUCGGGCGAAGAUUUUAUUUGGUUACUUUAACGAGGCCAACUCCGUGUUUCCGGUUCCCGAGCACGUCCGCCGCUUGCCGUGAAUCGUGCUUUUGUUUCCUAACUUUCAAAUUUCCGCUGAAGCCCUUGCGAUCAACCGGACCGCCUCCGGUCCGGUUCGCGUAUAAAAGGAUAGUGGAAAAACCCUCAAGCCCACCUCCCCGCCGCCUCUGUUUCUCACGCAGUCGCGACCGAUGCUGCGACUACUCACCGCGACUUCUCGCCUCCGUUUUCUCACCGUGACCGACGCUUGCCGCUACCGGCUACCGACGCUUGCCGCGACCUCGCUGCACACCGCCACGUACGAUCUUUGUCCUAAUCACAUCUCAGGAGUUGCCUGUGGGAAUUUGGAAACUUCAAAUUUUAAAUUUCAACAAUGGGGAGGUUAUACAGUCUACUGUUGCCCAGCUGUCGCUCGUUUGUCUUCAGUGGCUAAUAAAGAGAGCAGUCAUCCUACAGAGGCUGUAGAGGAGUUAUAUCAGAAAAUGCUCAAAUCUGUUGAAGCUCAAACCAUGCCUCCAAAUGCUUGGUUGUGGUCUCUAAUCAGCAACUGUUUGAACCGAGAGGACAUAAAGCUUCUUUUCCAGAUAUUGCAGAAACUUCGAAUAUUUAGGCUAUCCAACCUUCGUAUACAUUCAAAUUUCAACUCUCAUCUUUGUAUGAGAGUUUCUGAGGCGUGCACUCAUGCGGAUGCCCUUGACUAUGGGUUAAAGGCUUUAUGGAAACAUAAUAUCUAUGGUUUAACUCCAAGCAUUGGUUCUGCUCAUUACUUACUGUCAUAUGCUAAAGAGCACAAUGAUGACAAACUAAUGGUAAAGAUUAUGCGGGUCUUGGAAAAGAACUCGAUGCCGCUUCAACCAGGUACCGCAGACAUAGUCUUCAGCAUUUGUCACAACACAAACAAAUGGGAUCUGAUUUCCAAGUAUUCAGCAAGGUUUCUCAAGGCUGGAGUAAAACUUCAUCAAACAGCAUUUGAUAUUUGGAUGGAAUUUGCUGCGAAAAUUGGAGAUGUUCAAUCUAUUUGGAAAAUUGGGAAGCUCAGAGAAAAAUUUGUAAAGCGACCAACACUUUCAAAUGGGUUUUCAUGUGCUAAGGGACAUCUGCUUGAACAUAACCCAGAGACUGCUGCUGCUACCAUUCAUAUUCUCUACAAGAACCUGCCAGAUCUGAAGAAGCCACAAGUGAUAGAUGAACUGCAGAAACUAAUUAGUCAAUGGCCACAGGAGGUUAUAAGGAAACAGAAGAAGGAAGACAAACAGGCAUUAAUUGAAGCCCUGAAAAGGGAUAUCCCUGACAUGGUCAGUUCGUUGUUAAACAUGGGGCUUGACGUUACUAUGGACCUAAAAGAACUCAGCAAACAAGAAGCAUGAAAUCCAGAGAAGAUGAGGGCUUGACGUUCUUGCCCUUGAGAGUAGGGCUCGACUCCCACAAAUUGUACAAACAAUGAAUUGAAUUGGAAUUUGAAAAUCAUCAAAUAUGAAUGUGAUUUGUGUCCAUUUUAGUAUAUGAGCAACAAGCUCAAUCAUUCGUUAAUCUAUGAUGCAGGAGAACGUUGUUUUGUAUGCAUCUGCUUCCCACAUUUUGAAUGUAUCCUGGUGGUUACUCGCGA